GCAAUUUCAUUUUCAUUUAAACAAAAUUUAUAUAUAUAAUUUAAACUUCUAAAUAUAAAUAUGCAGGCCCCAAUUUUAACAGAUACUGAAGCAGAAACCACUGUAGAGCUAGAUGAGUCUAUAAUCAAUCAAGCAUCACAACCCACAAAUGCCACUAAAAGCAUAUUCAAUAUAACAUUAAAUGAUGACCUUGAAAAUCAGGAAGAUGGCGAAGUGAAGAGCUAUGAAGAGAAUUUGCGACAAGAGAUUAAAGAGUGGAGUACACUCUGGCGUGAUUCCAUUCAACAACUAAAGACGUUCAAACUAAAGCCUCAUCCAAUUAUUGACAUGUCUAUAUUGUCGCCACAAAACCGUGCCUACUUGGAGAAUGCACCUGAUUUACAAAGAUUUAUACGUGAAUCAAUUGAGUUCCGUCAAAAAGCAUAUAUAUUUAUGGAGAAAGACUAUGCAGAAUUUCAAGAUGUUUUAAGAAAUGUUUUAGAGGUAUGCGAGCACAAUGCAUUUAUCAAAAAAGAAAGCAAAAUUGAAGAAAAUUUGGCAAAUAAACAAAAAUAA
Bactrocera tryoni is the source of this 555-nucleotide messenger RNA. RefSeq lists its product as uncharacterized. The transcript has 3 exons. The record is from RefSeq and is a predicted model, not a curated record. Bases 61 to 555 code for a protein of 164 amino acids. Lineage: Eukaryota; Metazoa; Arthropoda; Insecta; Diptera; Tephritidae.